AUCAAUACCUGCCAGUUAAUCUGUAAGAUCUCUCAAAAGGGACAUUGGUUAAAACCACUGCACAGCUGUUUUCCUGUUACUAAUAUUUUACAGACUAUUAUCAGUCUGAAAUUAAAUAAACUUGUGAUAAUAUUUCACAAUAAAGGGAAAGUCAGAGAAAACGGACAGCAAGGACAAAGGUUACCCAACCACUUUUUCACAUUGACUGAUUGGGGCUGGACUGUCCUGUGAUGGGACGUGACAGUGUAGAAGAACCAAGCCUGUGGAUCAAAAGGAAGAAACUGAGAGGGUUUACUUUCACAGCAGAUAUGGAGUCAAGUAGGAGAAUGAGAUGGACUCCAUUUGGAUUUGUGGGCCUUCUUGCUUUGCUCUCACUGUGUUCUCUGGCUGACGGACUUCCACUGGAGGUGUUGUCUGCCCCCAACCUUCUUCGAGUAGAAACUGCUGAAAAUAUCUUUGUUGAAGUUCAAGAUAGCGUGCAAGAAGAUGCCAUACCUGUGCAAAUCAAAGUCAUGGAUUAUCCAACCAAAGUUAAAAUGCUUGCAGAGACAUCUGUGAUCCUUUCUAAGGAAAAUAACUUUCAGGAUUUUGGGAAAAUUCAGAUCAAGGCUAUAGAUUUCAGUAAAGAUCCCAAUAAAAAACAGUAUGUGUAUCUCCAAGCACAGUUCCCAAACAAAUUGUUGGAAAAAAUUGUGUUAGUGUCCUUCCAAUCUGGGUACAUUUUCAUACAAACUGACAAAGGCAUCUACAAUCCCAACAGCAAUGUUAUGUAUAGGAUUUUUGCAGUCAGCCCUGGCAUGGAACCUCAGAAUGAUAUACUACUGGAUACUGAAAUUGUGACUCCUGAAGGCAUCACUAUACAAUCUAAUUGGAGAUUAUUGAGAAUGGGGGUGACUACUGAAGACUACAGGCUUCCUGAAAUUGUUAGUUUUGGAGUGUGGAAAGUGUUAGCCAAGUUUAGGACUAACCCACACUUGAGCUUUACUGCCGAGUUUGAGGUCAAAGAAUAUGCUCUUCCUAGUUUUGGGGUUAAUCUGACACCUGGAAGCUCCUUCUUCUAUGUAGACAGUAUAGAUCUAGCAGUGAACAUCAAAGCUACAUAUAACUUUGGGGAAGCAGUGGAUGGAACAGCAUAUGUGCUGUUUGGAGUUGUUCAUGAGUAUCAUAAAAAAAGUUUUCCGAACUCUCUACAGACAGUGAAGAUUUUGAGAGGUGAAGGAGUGGCCAAACUGACCAGGGAGCACAUCACACAGACUUUUCCAAAUAUUCUAGACCUGGUGGGGAGCUCUAUAUUUGUAGCAGUCAGUGUGUUGACUAAAAACGGUGCUGAAAUGGUUGAGACAGAGCUGAAAGAGAUAAAGAUUGUCACUUCCCCCUACACCAUCUUCUUCAAGAAAACGUCAAAGUUUUUCAAACCAGGCACACCGUUGGAUGUUGUGGCUGAAGUUGUGUAUCCUGACAAUUCCCCAGCUCAAGGUGUCACUGUGGUGGUGAAUCCUGGUAACAUGGAGGAAGUUACAGGAGCAAAUGGUGUCGCGACAUUUACUGUCAACACAUUAGAGAGCUCUCAAACUCUGACUAUUUUAGCACAGACCAAAGAUCCCCAACUAACAGCUCAAGGACAAGCAUCUGCCUCCAUGACAGCUCAUCCAUAUAAAUCCAAAAGCAACUCUUACCUGCCCGUGUAUGUAGAUUCAGCUGAGGUGGAAUUAGGAAAGACCAUAAAAGUCAACAUCUUCCUUAGUAGACAGGAAAGGGAACAAAAAGACAUCACAUAUCUGAUUUUAAGCAGAGGUCAGAUGGUGAAACAUGGACGAUAUCGCACAACCGGUCAAGGACUGUUUAGCCUGAGACUUCCCGUUACCAAAGAAAUGUUGCCAUCAUUCCGCAUUGUAGCCUACUAUCAUCCAAAUUCUGAGGAAGUUGUUGCAGACUCUGUUUGGGUAGAUGUCAAAGAAUCCUGCAUUGGAUCUCUAAGUCUGGAAUCAGUGAGACCUGCUGCAUCUUAUGAAAAUCGCAUGGGCUUCCGUUUAAAAGUCACAGGAGAUCCAGAGGCUACAGUGGGACUAGUUGCAAUUGACACAAGUGUCUCUCACCUGAACAGGAAGUACCGCCUGACACAAAGAAAAAUCUGGGACAUGGUGGAGGAAUACAACACUGCCUGCACAGCAGGUGGAGGGAAGGACAGCAUGAAUGUGUUCUACGAUGCUGGGCUGUUGUUUGAGACGAGCACCAUACCCGGGACACCUUACAGAACAGAUUUCAAGUGCCCCACCUCAAGCAGAAGAAAACGAGCCCUUUCUCUGAGAUACAAUGCAAGCACACCAGAUUCAAGUUUUGCUCAGGAAUUUCAGUCUCGAGUUAAAGAACUUCAGUCGUGCUGCUUGGAUGGUAUGAGGAAUGUCUCUGACCAGCACUCCUGUGAGAGGCGAAGGAGGCAUGUUGUGGGCAGUCCAGCCUGUGCUGAAGCCUUCAUGCAUUGUUGCAAGAACAUGAAACAACAAGCUGGGAUGAAAGGGGAAACUCAACUGCUGCAUCGCAGCAAAAGAAGAGCACAAGACACGAGUGAUGAAGGUGGUAUCCCAACAAAUUCAGAUUUAAUCAGCAUUCGCACCAGAUUUCCAGAAAGUUGGCUUUGGUCUGAAAAAAAAAUGAGUGCUUGCCCUGGAAACAAACCUGACUGCUCAUCUACAUCAUAUGAAACAACUGUCAUGUUGCCGGACACAAUGACAACCUGGCAGCUAACAGGCAUUGCUCUGUCAAGUACUCAUGGUAUCUGUGUGUCUGACCCAUUAGAGGUCACAGUAAGGAAAACGUUCUUCAUUGAUCUCAGGCUGCCGUAUUCUGCCGUUCAUGGAGAGCCGCUGGAAAUUAAGGCAGUUAUCUACAAUUACAGUCCUUAUCCCAUCAAUGUGUAUUUGGAUCUGAUGGAUACAAACGAUGUGUGCAGUGCAGCAUACAGAAGUCUGAGCUACCGCCAGGAAAUUCAAGUUGGACCCCAAACUAUUCUGCCUGUUCCAUUUGUCAUUAUGCCAAUGAAAGACGGACAUGUCAAUGUUGAGAUUAAAGCAGCGGUUAAAGAUUCGGCCCUUAGUGAUGGUGUCAGAAAAGAGCUGAGGGUGUUGCCUAAGGGCAAAUUGGUAAAGUCUGUAAAGAUUGUCACACUAAACCCGACUAAGGAUGGAGUUAAUGGCCAACAAGUUGUAAUGAUCAACAGUGAAAUUCUUCCAAGUGAUGUUGUUCCAAACACACCAAUGAAGACGUUCAUCUUUCUAACAGGAGGAGAGAAGAUGACUCCAUUGCAGGAGAAUAUCAUUAGUGGAACAACAAUGAGUGGUUUCUUCCAAAACCCUGUAGGUUCUGCAGAGACUACCAUGAUUAUAACAACUUUGCCUGUUGUGGCAACUAUGUAUUUGGAUAAAACCGAUCAGUGGGAAACUGUGGGGUUAGAGAAAAGAGAUGAAGCUCUCCAACUCAUAAGAAAUGGGUAUCUUCGAGAGCUGAUGCACAUGAAAAAAGAUGGGUCUUUUGCUGCAUUUCCUAAUAUACCAAGCAGCACCUGGCUGACUGCUUAUGUUGUCAAGGUCUUCACCAUGAUAAGCAACAUGGUGCCAACAGAAAAAAAACAUAUCUGUGAUGCCGUCAAGUUUCUGAUUCUUGCAACCCAGCAAUCUUCCGGGAUGUUCAGAGAAGUUGGACGUAUGUUUCACGUGGAAAUGAUGGGCGAUGUUGCUGGCACAGAUUCAGAUGCUUCUACAACAGCCUUUUGUCUGAUUGCAAUACAGGAGGCGCAUGCAACAUGCGCUGAUACUGUUCAUUCCAUUCCCCAAAGUAUAGACCGAGCAGCAGGUUACCUGGAACAGCGUCUGUCCACUCUCACAAACCCUUAUGCUGUUGCAAUGACUUCCUAUGCCUUGGCGACUGAAAACAAACUCAACAAGGAGAUCCUUUUCAAGUUUGCUGCCCCAGAUCGAUCUCAUUGGCCAGUACCAAAAGGAAGCUUAUACACGCUGGAGGCUACAGGCUAUGCUCUACUUGCGCUUGUCAAAGCAGAGGCAAUUGAAGAAGCUCAUCCUGUUGUGAGAUGGCUCAGCAAACAGCCAAAUUUAACUGGAGGUUUUGGAUCAACACAGGCCACCAUUAUCAUGUACCAGGCCAUAGCUCAGUACUGGAUCAGUGUGCAAGACAUAGAUUAUGGUAUGAAUGUGGAAAUCUUGAUACCGGACAGGUCCCGACCAGAGAGGUAUCGCUUGACUAAAGAAAACCAACACAUUACAAGGACCUCAAAGGUUGAAGGAAUAAAUAAAGACAUCAAAGUGAUGGCUACUGGAACUGGAGAAGCUAUCCUAAGGAUGGUGUCACUAUAUUACACUGUUCCUAAGGAACCUGAGAGCCAAUGUGAAACUUUUGACAUGAGUGUACAACUUAUUCCAGAAGGUGAAAAAAUAUACAUGUUGAGGAUACAGGUCUUGUUUAAGCACAGAGACCGUGAUGCAUCAUUAUCAAUCUUGGAUAUUGAUUUGCCAGCCGGCUUCACCUUUAACAAACCUGACCUGGAUGCAUUGUCUACAGGGCGUUCCCGCCUCAUAUCCAAAUAUAAUUCUACCACAUUUCUGUCGGAAAAGGGAUCUCUCAUCCUUUAUCUGGACAAGAUUUCUCACACACGGCAAGAGGAGAUCUCUUUCAGGAUCCACCAGGAAAUGAAAAUGGGAAUCUUACAACCAGCUGCUGUGAAGGUCUAUGAAUAUUACAACUACAAACCUUGUGUGAAAUUUUACAGCCCUGAGACAGUCGCAUCUGUGUCUAAACUGUGUAUCAACGAUCAUUGUGCAUGUGCUGAAGGGGAGUGCAGUAAUCAGAAAAAAGGAAAAGUAAAUAACGAUGAGCGUGUUUCGAAGAUUUGUGAUUCCACUGUAGGUUUCGUCUAUAAGGUAAGAGUGGAUAAUUUAAUGGACAGCACGUCAGCUGAUGUUUACACACUACAAAUUUUGGAAGUGAUCAAAGAAGGAAACAUUGAUUUAGGAGCACAAGGUAAACAGCGCAAGUUUCUUGGCAAAAAAACCUGCAAAGAUGCUUUAGAUCUGCAAACGGGAAAAACCUACCUGAUCAUGGGCUCAUCGAGGGAUAUAAACAAAGAUGAACAGAAUUUAAGCUACUGGUAUGUGUUUCGGAGUGACACCUGGAUCGAGUACUGGCCCUUAGACACGGAGUGCCAGACACACCAACCUGCCUGUUCUGACCUGGAAGAUACGGUUGCCCAAAUUAUUAUGUUUGGAUGUGCUCUUAGAUAAAACUGACCAAAUCAAACUCCCCUCAUUUACCUGUUUUCUGAUCCAAAUCUAAGACCACGAUAAGGUAUCAGGAGAUUUCCCUUUGUAGUUUUUAUUUGACAUACAAUAAAAGCCAAAAGCCUAUUUGGAGAAAAGGGUGUUUCCUAAUAAAAUUCGCUUUCAAAGUGUA
Messenger RNA from Fundulus heteroclitus (mummichog), 5460 nucleotides. RefSeq names its product complement C3. Gene Ontology annotation, molecular function: endopeptidase inhibitor activity; protein binding. The transcript is spliced from 43 exons. Lineage: Eukaryota; Metazoa; Chordata; Actinopteri; Cyprinodontiformes; Fundulidae. The coding region runs from base 231 to 5291 and encodes 1686 amino acids. The record is from RefSeq and is a predicted model, not a curated record. Gene Ontology annotation, cellular component: extracellular region.